CCGGGAGUGCCCCUCACCUUCAUCCCCAUGCCCCUCCUUCCUCGAACUCCAUUUGCCGUUGCAAACCGCAGCUGCCAAUUCCUAUCAGUUAUAAAAUCUCCCCUUGUCCUCCCAUCGUCCUCCCACUAUCUCUGACCUUGUCUUUGUUCUGCUCAAGCAAACUUCUUUACUCUCAAGACAAUCCCAGACACAUAUUUCGACUCCUCGCAGUCUCCAUUCGAGUUAGUAUAACACAAGCUUUCCUCCACCACCCCAACACCACUUCAUUGUUGUAGCUUUCUCCUCUAGCUCGGAUCAGCUAAUUUGUGUAUAGACCCUUCGUCCCUAUCGAUCGAAAGCCUCAAGUAAAGCCCACCCAUGCACAAGAUGGAGGACUACAUGUCAUCCACUCGCUUGGUCACGAGCCUUCAAGGUCAAGGUACUUUUAAAAAUCAUAUCAGACAUGAGGAUGUCUGAGCAUGAACCGGUGUUCGCUGCAAUCUGCCAAUGACCUGUCGUCCACCCAACCCUCACCUGGGUUGGAGACGAUAGCUUGGAUGUGAGAGCGCGUUCUGAGAUUAUACGGUUGAACUUGACUCUGGAUAAUACCAGCGAAAGGAUCAUGCCCUCUCCUUCUUUCCUCUUAACACCAGUCACACCCCCCUAACACCUUGCAGGACCUUGAAACAUGUCUCCCCCAAUUGCCACCUUCGAUGAGUAUGCCUCUGGCUAUACCCCAACCACCAAAGACCUUAAGGGUGCACCUGAGACCCAAACAGUAGUCCUCAAAGGUGAAGAUAGCUACACCAAGCUCUUGGACGACUUUGGCGGAAAAUGGGACUCUUUCAAGUUCGCCCCAAUCCGGGAGUCCCAAGUCUCCCGUGCCAUGACUCGACGCUACUUUGCCGACCUCGACAAGUACGCAGAGUCUGAUGUCGUCAUCGUCGGUGCCGGCUCCUGCGGUCUGUCUGCUGCCUACACCCUGGGCAAAGCUCGACCUGACCUCAAAAUCGCCAUCAUUGAGGCAUCCGUCUCGCCCGGUGGUGGAUGCUGGCUCGGAGGACAGCUCUUCUCUGCCAUGGUCCUUCGCAAGCCCGCCGAGGAGUUCUUGAAUGACAUCGGUGUCCCAUUCGAGGACGAAGGCAACUAUGUCGUGGUCAAGCACGCCGCUUUGUUCAUGAGCACCCUCAUGAGCAAGGUCCUUGCUCUGCCCAAUGUCAAGUUGUUCAACGCAACCUGUGUCGAAGACUUGAUUACGCGACCAACUACCGAUGGCUCGGUCCGUGUUGUUGGCGUUGUGACUAACUGGACUCUGGUCACACUUCACCACGACAACCACUCUUGCAUGGACCCCAACACAAUUAACGCACCACUCGUCAUCAGUACCACCGGACACGAUGGUCCAUUUGGUGCUUUCUGUGCAAAACGUCUCGUGAGCAUGAAUGCCAUUGAGAAACUCGGUGGCAUGCGUGCCCUCGACAUGAACAGUGCCGAAGAUGCCAUUGUCAAGGGUACCCGCGAAGUUUCGCCUGGCAUCAUCAUUGGCGGUAUGGAAUUGAGCGAGUACGACGGUGCCAACCGUAUGGGACCUACCUUUGGUGCCAUGGUCUUGUCUGGCGUCAAGGCUGCCGAGGAGGCUCUGAAGGUUUAUGAUACCAGAAAGGCCGAAGCUGCCGAGUAAACGGAGCUCCUGUUAAUGCUCGCCGGCAGCAAGGUAGAGAGGCACAUAUCGCCCAGUACCAGAUUAGGGCUGAGGUCUAGGUUCAACUCAGUAGUCAUUCCUUAGACACAGAUAUAUAUAUCACGGACGUGUUGAUAAGCUCUGAGA
This is a messenger RNA of Exophiala mesophila, 1807 nucleotides long. RefSeq names its product thiamine thiazole synthase. The coding region runs from base 668 to 1660 and encodes 330 amino acids. The transcript is spliced from 3 exons. NCBI's taxonomy places the organism in Eukaryota, Fungi, Ascomycota, Eurotiomycetes, Chaetothyriales, Herpotrichiellaceae. The record is from RefSeq and is a predicted model, not a curated record. Gene Ontology annotation, biological process: thiamine biosynthetic process.